CGAGUCCGGUGCUUAGGGUUCUCGCGAACAGUUGCGAUCGGAAGAGAGAAAAAAAUGGCGAUGCGGAGGUUCUACAACGAGAUUAAGGGGCUGAAGGUGAAGGAGGUCCCUGACCACGUGAAGCCGAUGCUCUCCCUCGAUUUCGUGAAGAAAUCUCUGCAGAAAGGAUUGGACAAUUACCACGCCAAGUACAUCCAGACCAGCUCCAUCGACCCGCUAUACCACGUCUGCUUCGGCGGGAUGAUCUUCUCUUAUCUCGUCGCCCUCCCGGAAGAGCGCCGCCAUUUGGAGCACCAGCAGCAUGCCAAAGAGCACGGCGGUCACUGAUCUUUUCCUUCGAUUUUCUGCAAUUCAGGUUGUGUACUAUUCGUUCUUUUUGUUUUCCCGUGAAAGAUGGUGGGCAUUCGUUGGCAAUAUUCAUGAGUUGUAUUCAGUGGCGGAGCCACUUGGAGAGGAGGGGUGCUUUGCACCCCCUUGGGUUUGGAGAAAUUUUUUUCGAGUAGGGGUAUAUACAAAUUCGAACCAAUGACCAUUCAGUUGCAGGAAGAAUUUCUUAUCAUUUCGAUCGAGUGAGUUUUGUUAUGUAAUGCACUUUCGUCUUUAUUUAUAGUAAUAAAUUGUUGUCUUUUGUUUAAACUCGCUCAUUUUUUUUUUUGUAGCUCUACAACAGAGAAAUUUCUUGUCUUUUGUUUAAACAAAGUUGAAAGUGAAGAAGUACCAAUCGAAGUUCACUUGUUUGUUUCACAAAAUCAAUUCCAAGGUACUUCUCAGUUGUAAUUUGUAAUAUUUGAUGAAUGUAAGUCUUGAUUUGUAUGUACUGAACUUAUUUGUUUGACGUUGUAACCGGUGUACGUGAAACUAUUUUAAUGUAAUUGUGUGACUUUAGAGUAUUGCGUUGUUGACUUUUUGUUUAAUUUAAAGUUGAUUUUUCUAUUGUAUAGGUGAUUUUUUAUGAUAUGAUAAAGACACCCCCUUAGCCAAUUUCCUGGCUCCGCCACUGGUUGUAUUAGUAUAUAUGAUCUGUUUGUCCGCGAAUCAUUUGCAUGAAAGCAAUCGGUGCGGUAGUCUUUUGGUGGUUGUUGUUUGCAUCUGGGCGAGAUUUGAUUUACCCUUUAGAUCGUGAAUUGUACAUCAAUGAAAUAUGUGUUGAUUUUACUGCUCAAUUGGUGUACUUGAUUGAUUCAAUCGGGCUACUGCCUACUAUUAUACCUCGGGAGUUUGUUCGUCUUGAAUUGGGGAAUUCAGUAGUUUGUUAAUGCUCAUUGGGGAUCAGCAAAUGCUCAUCUAUCUUUUCCCCUUGGUAAGUGAUGUCUGUUGUAUGAUUCUCCGAUGGUUGAGAAUGUGGUCUUAUGUGUGUGCGAGCAAAUUAUCUCCAUUUUUCGUGUUUCCUUUCAAUAUCUAAACUUUGAAUCUUUAGAGCUGGGUUCUUUUGACUGAAUAUUGGGACAUCUCAUAACUCUAGUUGGUGAUAGAGGUGAGAAGGAAAAAUGGAUCAUUGUGUCCAUGGUUGUCUGCUUGUUUAUGUGUACUUACUACAGAGAGAUGUCGUUUAGAAUUUAUGCCUGUGAUGUGAAACCCUGAAGAAGUCGCUGAAUUUGUUGUGCACUUAAGUCAGGAGCCAUUUCGAGAGAUAAAUAUAUUCCACGGUCCUCUGAGUUUGUGUUGUGUUUUGCACGUUUUGUUGAACAAGAGGAAUUAAUAGGGAAUCCUGACUAUGAUUGAGCAUGGAUCCUGAGGUCCUUUCUCUCUGUUCUGGGUGGUUAUCUGAUUCUUUUGGGUUUAUUCUUAUCUUGUUAUUUCUGUGUUUCAUCUUAUUGUGCUCUUGUUUGGUGAGUACAACACCAAAGUAGAAGCGCAUAGCCACUAUAGGAAGUCUUCGAAUUGGCUAUGAUUUCUUCGAAUAAGAGCUUUUGUUAGCCUAUAUGUACUCGUUGGUUGCUAUCCAAUAUGGCAGGUGCGUGUUUGCCAACAGAACUUGGACAUCCAUAGUAUGACUGGUAGACUUAUUUGUUGUACUCUAUUUGUUUGCUUAUUAUCCACUAGCGAUCUAUGCUGCUGGUUGCUAUGCUUGCUUCUGUGAAUCUAUAAACAUUGAUACAUGGUUAUUGUUCAUGCAGGAUUUGGUGGGGAGAAUGGGUUGAGACGCGGUGUUUGUGAAGGUUGUUAUUUGGUAAUUUUGGAGUUUGUAGGCUGGAAAGAGAUACAGCUACCAUUUGGCUAAUGACGGCUAUAUGAAGUCAUGAAAUAAAAUACAUUUGAACUUGUUAUUGCCUUUGAUUCUCCAGUACUAUGCAAAUCAAGUGCUACCAAGGGAAACAUUACUGUUUUCAUAUUUUUGCUUCUGUUUACUGCUAUCGCUACUUUUGUCAUGAAUUGGGAACUUAGAUUGUACAUUUUGGCUGUGCCAAGUCUUUCCAAUGUGGGCUCUUUCUGUUUCUUAUGGUGCUUCCAAAACUAUGGUGGUAGUGGGAUGGCUCGCAACGUGGUUCACCUGAUGCUAAAUAAUCCAGUUUUGAAGUGUGUUUUCCCUUUGAAGAGUGAGGCUGAUUACAAAAGCGGCUUCGAUGAUUAAGAGCUAAGUUGGAUUAUCAUGGAACUUCAACAAAGUUAUAUUUGAGGUGCCAAGUCAACUUUAAGGUGGCUGGAUGACUUCAUAGGGAAGUGGUGGAUAAUGGCAUAAUGCAUGAGAUAGAUCUUGUGGUACCUUGAGGUGCCAUGGCAAUUCUUAGGUGGUAGGUUGAAUUGAAAAUAUGAGGGAAGUAGGAAGAAAAUGAAUAGAUUUUGUGAAU
Messenger RNA from Linum trigynum, 2789 nucleotides. The record is from the annotation of a GenBank genome assembly. Lineage: Eukaryota; Viridiplantae; Streptophyta; Magnoliopsida; Malpighiales; Linaceae.